Messenger RNA from Aspergillus puulaauensis, 846 nucleotides. RefSeq lists its product as uncharacterized. The record is from RefSeq and is a predicted model, not a curated record. Lineage: Eukaryota; Fungi; Ascomycota; Eurotiomycetes; Eurotiales; Aspergillaceae. Gene Ontology annotation, molecular function: oxidoreductase activity. Bases 1 to 846 code for a protein of 281 amino acids. The transcript has a single exon.
AUGUCCUCCCAACCUGUGAUUGUGAUUAUCGGAUGCGGAGGCAUGGGCCUUGCCAUUGCCCGGCAUCUGGGCAGUGGUUCUCGUCUCGUCCUGUCCGACUUUUCCCAAGCCCAGCUCGACUCCGCUGCACAGACCUUACGGCACGAAGGCCACGACAUCGAGACGGUGCAAGCGGACAUUUCCAACGAAAGCGCCGUCCAGAAUCUCGCCGAGAGGGCCGGGCGUCUUGGCGUGGUUAGGGUCAUCGCCCAUACCGCCGGGCUGUCGCCUGCACAGUCGCCGCCGGAUGCGAUUUACAAGGUCGACCUGCUAGGAGUGGCGCAUGUCAUCGACGCCUUCCUCCCCGUCGCAGUCAGCGGUACAUCUCUAGUGAUCAUCGCCAGUCUCGCCGGACACAACGCCCAGGGACAUCUAUCCGCCGAACUCGAGCGACAUCUGGCCACUGCUCCCACCAGCGAUCUGCUAAAUCACGCCGAUCUCGAACAUGUCGACUCUGCGUCCGCCGAGUCAGGGCCCCGGUUUACGGCAUACGGCAUCUCGAAGCGCGGGAAUAUUCUCCGCGUGCAAGCAUCUGCAGCAGCCUGGGGCAGCAAAGGAGCACGCAUCAACACCGUUAGUCCAGGGUUGAUACUCACCCCGAUGGGCCACGCGGAGCUUUCAGGGCCAAUGGGCGAGCAUAUGCAUGACAGGAUUGGGAAGAACCCGGUCGCGCGCGUAGGCACGGCUUCUGAUGUUGCGAAUGCGGUGUCGUUUCUAUCCAGUCCUGAGGCGUCGUUCAUUACUGGGACUGAUAUCCUGGUUGAUGGGGGGUGGGGGGUUUCGGCUCGAUGGGAGAGCAGAAUAUAG